This is a messenger RNA of Pleurotus ostreatus (oyster mushroom), 2013 nucleotides long. RefSeq lists its product as uncharacterized. Gene Ontology annotation, biological process: proteolysis. NCBI's taxonomy places the organism in Eukaryota, Fungi, Basidiomycota, Agaricomycetes, Agaricales, Pleurotaceae. The record is from RefSeq and is a predicted model, not a curated record. Bases 1 to 2013 code for a protein of 670 amino acids. Gene Ontology annotation, molecular function: serine-type carboxypeptidase activity. The transcript has 18 exons.
AUGCGACUUUACACGGCGGUGUCGAUAUCCACAUAUUUCCUAUUAGCCAGAUGUCAAUCCGACGACACUCCGCCAAGCCGAUUUCCUCAUAUUUAUCCUGGAAAGCCCAAGGGCGACUUCAGCCCAGCGUACCAAAGCUAUUAUGAAGUAACGGAUCCACUUCCCAACAUUACUUUUGAUGUUGGGCGUAUGUUUGCGGGGAAUCUCCCUGUACAACGCGCUGGUCAUCCUAACGACACAUUCUUCUUCUGGGCGUUUGAGAAGCAGAAUGGCUCCUUGACCGCCAACGCGAGCACCGAUCCUUGGGGUAUUUGGCUCAAUGGCGGACCUGGGUCCUCCAGUAUGUAUGGCGCUCUCUUCGAAAAUGGACCUAUCCGCAUCAAUUCCGACUACACCAUCUCUCAAAACAACUUCAGCUGGAAUAAAGUUGCCGAUUAUAUCUGGAUAGAUCAACCAGUUGGCAUCGGUUUCUCAACGGCCGACACAACUGGAUACAUUGAUAGUGAAGAAACAAUGGCAAAAGACUUCUUCGGCUUCUUAUCCAACCUCGUCAAAGUGUUCCCUAGUCUUGCGACAAGACCUCUCCAUCUCACAGGCGAAAGUUAUGCUGGCACAUUUAUACCAUAUAUCCUCAAAGAGUACUUCAGCUUGGCUAAUCCUCCUGUUACCAUCGCGGCUAUUGCCAUUGGUGACGGCUCAAUUGCGACUGAGCAAGUCUUUGAGCUACUGCCCGCAUUGACCGUCAUCGAGACAUAUCCUCAAAUCAUCGGAUAUGACACCGAAGUAUUCGAGUACUUCAAAGAACAAUCACAUCUUUGUGGCUACGAUCUCAAUCUCACGUACCCUCAGAAUGGCACAUUCCCUCCCAUUCCCGUCGUCCAGCCUAUUCAACGCACCAUUCCAUUCCUGCAGAGCACGAGGUUCCACUCCGACCAAGUGAUGCAGGCGAAACGCGACAUUCCAUCAAGGCGUUCCAUCAUGUCCUCCAAGCGAGCCUUGAAGGAUGAGAUCCAGAGACGCUACGACGAAGAUGGAGUCAAUGUAGGAACAAGUAUCCAGAAGCGAGACCGCGAGAUGAAAAGGAUGGCGUGGAAGAGGGAUCUUACUGGGCGGGCUAACGGCACGAUUGAUCCCUGGUAUGGCUGCUUCUUGUUCGACGAAUUCAUGGAUUACGCAAAGAACUUCACGUUCCCCUGGAGCGAGAAUGACGAUCCAAAUGACAUCGGUUUUGGUAUUUACGACGUUCCUGACGCUCUAUCCCCCGCUGCGCGGAGAGACGCAUCUGUAUUCCUUAACGACAAGCGUACGCGAGCUGCCCUUCAUGCCCCAACGACUUUCGACUGGGUAUUGACCUUCCCAUUUCCCUUCGGAGAGCUCACUUUCGACCCCAGCCCUGAGCCCAUGGUUUUCCUUACCGACCUUGCUACGAAUGCAACGGCAAAGAACGUUUCGGUUAUUCUAUUCUCGGGUAAUGAUGAUGUCUUAGUCUCUCAUCUGGGCACAGAAAUUACGAUUCAAAACACGACAUUUGGAGGCAUACAGGGCUUUACACGCAAGCCUUCUACGCCAUGGCAUGACGACAGCGGAAACUUCGCAGGUAUCAUUCGCCAGGAACGUGGAUGGACGUAUGUUUUGUUCGAUGGUGCAGGGCAUAUGGUUCCCAUCAAGAAACCCCAAGCGGCGUUCACGUUUGUACGGGAGUUCGUCUUCGGGAACAAUCAGACAGGGCUUGUAGAGUCAUCAUCGUCGGUGGUGGGCGGCGAGGACCCAGCUCUAGCAGCGGAUGUCCUACCCGGCCAAAAGGAAAUUUACGUGGGCAAAGUGACAACCAGUUCAACCUUCGUCUUCCCUUCAGCCACUAUCGCCGCAUGGGACAGUUUCAUGGCUGCGCAGACAUCGCCGCCGGCUUUGAAAGCUACAGCAAAUAAUAACGCUGCGCAAACGUCGAGGAUACCGCUGAGCUUGGGAGUUUGGGCGGGAUUUGCGUCUCUUGGGCUUUUAUUCGUUUUGUAG